AUGCAUGAUGCCAGCCUCAUCUGGCUGGGAGACGCAUGCGAAUGGAGCAACUUGUCGGCCAAGAACCCAUAUCAACCCCAUGAGGCAUAUGCCUGGACGCCAAUCUCAGGGUACAAUCUGCUCAACGACUUCAAGAAUGGUCCCUGUGCAAAUAUGCAUGAAGCCAGCCCGGAGUUUGGUCAAGAGACAAAUGAACUCACCGACGUGCCAAACCCGUGCCUGCCGGCUGAUGCACCCUUCCAGCUCACGUCAAGAUAUGAAUCCUCGCCUUUCCCCAAGCACGACGAUGCUGCACAUUCUGAAACAGCACUGCCGCUGAAGCCAAGACAAGAAGAGACUUGCGGUCCAAGUGAUGACCCCAUGCACUGUUCAGAUGGCCAGCAAGCGGGCUCAAUGUCAACAGCUGCCGAUCCCGCCGAGAGGAGUCUUACGAGGGUCAGACGGCACAUAAGACACCGCAAGAGGAAAGCUCGAGACACCAAGUCGGAAGACGAUGAGGAAGCUUCAAACAAUGGCCUGGCCGCUGAUGAAACCAAUCGAAGUGAGCUGCUGCGGUGCUAUCACAACCAGGUCGAGAGGAACUAUCGCAGCAGGUUGAACAACGAAUUUCAACUACUACUCAAUACGCUUGUGGACUGUACAGAUGAGAGAGACCUCGUGUCCGCGGGCUUCACGGGCGCCGGAACCAGGAACCAGAGCAAAGGGGCGACGUUGCGACUCGCCAGGCGUAAGCUGCUGGCACUGCAUACUGAGAACCGUCUGCUGAACAACCAGUUGAUGGCCAUGAGAUGUGCAUGGGCAAAGUGA
This is a messenger RNA of Metarhizium album ARSEF 1941, 807 nucleotides long. Its product is annotated as Helix-loop-helix DNA-binding domain protein. NCBI's taxonomy places the organism in Eukaryota, Fungi, Ascomycota, Sordariomycetes, Hypocreales, Clavicipitaceae. The record is from RefSeq and is a predicted model, not a curated record. Bases 1 to 807 code for a protein of 268 amino acids. The transcript is spliced from 2 exons. Gene Ontology annotation, molecular function: protein dimerization activity.